Molecule: messenger RNA, 1553 nt
Organism: Photinus pyralis (common eastern firefly)
Lineage: Eukaryota; Metazoa; Arthropoda; Insecta; Coleoptera; Lampyridae
Exons: 3
Coding region: 279-1511 (410 amino acids)
Source: RefSeq, a predicted model, not a curated record
UGUAUUAGACGGUAACUUUUUUUACAGCAGAUUUGUUACAAAAAAUUAUUCACAAAAAUCUGUUUACAAUAAAAAGGAAGCAAAUUGCCGACCUGUAUUACAUGAAAUUAUUUCUGUGAACAAAAAUAUUACGUGAGACGGCGCAGUAACGAUUUUCAGGUAGUUGGUAUGAAUAAAAACACUACAAAAUCAUGUAGUUACUUUUGCUUCUCAAAGUUUGAAGUGUGAGAUUGUACAUAACCUAUAGGUAUUAAUUGUUUUAAAUUCAACAAUUUAUUAUGAAUUUUGCCAAUGCCAAAAAAAUAGGAGUGUUAUCGGCUGCAGCUGGAGUAAUAUGCGUUUUACUAAUGAAGCAGCUGAAACAAAAAACUAAAAAAAAAAGAAGAAUAUGGUCUGAAAAGUGGCUUUUAAAGCGGCAAGAUGGAAGAGGUGUUCUACAUAUGUUAGAACAAGAAUUGCGAACGGAGGAUCCCGAAUCUUAUCGCCAAUUUAUUAGAAUGUGUGGACAACAUUUUGAUGAACUUCUUGAAUGUAUACGAAGUGAUAUUGUGAAACAAACCACUAACAUGAGAGAAAGUAUUUCUGCUGAAGCAAGGUUAGCAUUAACUCUAAGAUUCCUUGCAACAGGAGAAACUUAUCGAUCUCUAAUGUUUGCCACCCGAAUACAUGAAAGCACCAUUAGCUUGAUAAUUCCUGACGUUUGUAAUGCAAUCUGUGAAAAAUUAAAAUCUGUAUAUUUACAGAUGCCAACUACAGAAUUGGAGUGGAGAGUUAUUGCCUCCGAGUUUCAAAAACAUUGGAAUUUUCCAUUAUGUCUAGGUGCCAUUGACGGAAAACAUAUAAAUUUUAGGCCUCCACGAAGUUCAGGAUCAUACUACUUUAACUAUAAAGGGGAUCACAGUAUUGUGCUUCUUGCAGUUGCAGAUGCAUCUUACAAAUUUCUGUACGUUGAUAUUGGUGUCAAUGGUAGAGUAAGCGAUGGAGGAGUUUAUAGAGAAUCCUCCUUAAAAUGGGCAAUAGAUCAUAAUACAUUAAACUUUCCUCCCCAUGAAUGCUUACCUGGUCAAAAUACACAAUUGCCUUAUACAUUUGUAGCUGAUGAUGCAUUCCCUCUAUCAACGAGAAUCAUGAAACCGUAUCACAGUCGUGGAUUGACAAAUGAGCGAAGAAUAUUUAAUUACCGAUUGUCACGGGCAAGACGAGUAAUUGAAAAUUCGUUUGGCAUCUUGGCCAAUAGGUUCAGGAUUUUAUUAAAUACAAUAAAUUUGAAUCCUGAUAAAGUUGAACUAAUUACCUUAACUUGUUGUAUUUUACACAACUUUUUAUUAGAAAAAAAUCCGAGAUAUUUAGAACCAUCUGAAAAUACCGAGGAUAAUAUAGGUAAAUUGAAAAAGUUGACAGAUAUGCAAGGUGGCAAUAGAGCUGCCAGUGAAGCUUUAGAAGCACGAAAUUUAUUUUCAAGAUUUUUUGUUACGAAUGGGGCAGUACCAUGGCAGAACGAUGUUUUGUAAUGACAGUGGUUAUUUUGAAAUUAAUAUAAACCAAAAAUAGUA